Molecule: messenger RNA, 609 nt
Organism: Rhizophagus irregularis DAOM 181602=DAOM 197198
Lineage: Eukaryota; Fungi; Glomeromycota; Glomeromycetes; Glomerales; Glomeraceae
Biological process (GO): mRNA splicing, via spliceosome
Cellular component (GO): spliceosomal complex; nucleus
Source: RefSeq, a predicted model, not a curated record
AUGCCAAAAAUUAGACAUUCACGAACAAAAAAACCUCCAGAAGGUUUUGAAGACAUCGAAGAAACAUUGCAAGAAUUUGCCCGAAAAAUGAAAGACGCUGAAAAUGAGCCACACGAAGGAAAACGUCGUGUGGAAUCUUUGUGGCCUAUUUUUCGUUUACACCAUCAAAGAUCACGUUACAUUUAUGAUCUAUACUACAAACGAGAGGCCAUUUCAAAAGAUGUUUAUGAUUACUGUUUAAAACAUGGAUAUGCCGAUGGUAAUUUGAUUGCCAAAUGGAAAAAGCCGGGAUUUGAACGCCUCUGUUGCUUACGAUGCAUUCAACCUAAAGAUACCAAUUUUGGCACUACGUGUAUCUGUCGCGUACCAAAAUCGAAAUUGGAAGAAGGACGCAUAGUUGAGUGUGUUUUAUGCGGUUGCAGAGGUUGCUCGAGCACGGAUUUUACUUCCUCGAAAAAAGAAAAGUCAAAACAACCAAGGAUUGAAAAUGAGGAUCAACAUUUACAAUCGGAAACUUAUGGAGAGCAAUCCACACAAACGCAAAUUAAGCAGCCAUCACCAAAUGAAGAAAAUGAGAAAGAUGAAGAUAAUCAAAAUAAAGUUGAAUAA